AUGGAUAAGUCAUGGAUGCACUCGGAUAGAAGAUUGAAGGCAUAUGAGUUAGGGGUGGAAUCGUUUUUGAACUUUUCGGUAGAAAAUCUUCUAACUACAACACAUAUCCGUUGUCCAUGUGUUAAAUGUGUAAAUUUGAAAUUGUUUGGGGUUGGAAUUAUAAGGGAUCACUUAUACUUUAAUGGAGUUGACCAAAGCUAUAAGAAUUGGACAUUUCACGGAGAACCUUGGGAAGCAACUACUAAUGCUAGUAGAAAUGUUGAAGAAGAUGAUGACCAUAGUAGGUACAAUUUUGUGUCUGAAGAAAUAGAGAUGGAUAAUAAUGAUUUUGGUGAUUUUGGAUUUGAUCCUUAUGAGUUUGCCAAUGUGAUUGGGGAUGGAGAUCAACCAUUGUACCUUGGCGAUUUGCUUCCAGAAGGAAAUACAAUACUGGCCUCUAUGUAUGAGGCAAAAAAUACUUUGUGUGCAUUGGGGCUGAGUUAUGAGAAAAUGCACGCAUGCCCCAAUGAUUGCAUCUUGUAUAGGAAGGAGUAUGAAGAUUCAACUAAUUGUCCUACUUGUGGUAUCUCAAGGUGGAAGGAAGACAAAGAUUCAAUCUUGAAAGAGGGUGUGCCAGAGAAGGUGGUGUGGUAUUUUCCUCCAAUUCCAAGAAAAUCAAUUAACGGUCAGAUGUCUCAUCCGGCGGAUUCCUCGUCUUGGAAACUUCUUGAUGAUAAAUGGCCCGAGUUUGGUAAUGGAUUCAAUCCCCACAGUUCUCUAAGUAGCAGAUAUAGUUGCUGGCCAGUUAUCUUAGUUACAUAUAAUCUCCAUCCAUGGCUAUGUAUGAAACGAAAGUUCAUGAUGUUGACCUUAUUGAUUUCUAGUCCUAAACAACCCAGAAAUGAUAUAGAUGUCUACUUGGAGCCUUUGAUUGAUGAUUUAAAAUAUUUGUGGGAUGAGAUUAGAAGAGUGUAUGAUACACAUAAUGGAGAAUACUUUACACUCAGAGCUGCAUUAAUGUGGACAAUUAAUGAUUUCCCCGCCUAUAGAAACUUAUCUGGUUGUGCUGUUAAAGGAUAUAAAGCUUAUCCAAUAUGCGGUGAUGAUACACCUAGUCAUAGGUUGAAAAAUGGCCACAAAAUUUGUUACAUUGGGCAUAGAAAAUAG
Messenger RNA from Prunus armeniaca (apricot), 1146 nucleotides. NCBI's taxonomy places the organism in Eukaryota, Viridiplantae, Streptophyta, Magnoliopsida, Rosales, Rosaceae. The record is from the annotation of a GenBank genome assembly.